Molecule: messenger RNA, 2769 nt
Organism: Cucurbita moschata (crookneck pumpkin)
Lineage: Eukaryota; Viridiplantae; Streptophyta; Magnoliopsida; Cucurbitales; Cucurbitaceae
Product: protein EXECUTER 1, chloroplastic-like
Exons: 12
Coding region: 165-2240 (691 amino acids)
Biological process (GO): response to singlet oxygen; singlet oxygen-mediated programmed cell death
Cellular component (GO): thylakoid membrane
Source: RefSeq, a predicted model, not a curated record
UUCGAGUUUCAACCCAUAAACAUCCUUAUCCUCUCUCUUUCUUUGUAUAAAUACAGACAUGAAAUCACAAGUUCAUCAAAUGGGUAUGUCCAAUUUCGCGUUUUUCCACUCACCCAUCUUUUAGUUUCUAGCCUUUCACUCCCCAGAUACGGUCUCAUCCAUCCAUGGCUUCCAUUUCUCCACCCACUCCUCACCAUCUCUUCUUCUCCACUCCCAAAUUCCAUUCCCCAACUCCAUUUCUGAAACCAUAUUCAUCUUCUGCACCUCCUCCGCCAUCCCAAUUCCAUACCAUCUGCCACUGCCACAACCCUGAUUCUCCCUCUCCCUCUGAUCCUUCCCCUCCAUGGGGUUGGGGCUCUUCACUUCAAGACCUCUUUCAAACUGCCGUUAGACGCUUCGACUCUCUCGUGAACCACCGUAGCGACGGCGAAAAGGACAAUCGUUCUGACGGUGGGGUUCUGCGCGAGAAAGAUGUGGACGAUGAUCGGAGCUGGGAUUGGGAUCGCUGGCGCAAGCAUUUCGAUGAGGUCGACGAUCAGGAGCGCCUCGUUUCUUUUCUUAAGUUGCGCUUAAGUCAUGCGGUAUAUGCAGAGGAUUAUAAGGAUGCUGCUAAACUCAAGGUGGCGAUUGCGGCUUUGGCUACAAACGAUACUGUUGGCAGAGCGAUGUCUCAUCUUCAUAGAGCUAUAGAGGAGGAGCGGUAUCGGGAUGCAGCCUUCAUUCGGGACAAUGCCGGUGCUGGGUUGGUUGGCUGGUGGUCUGGCACUUCAAAAGAAAAUCACAAUCCUCGUGGUCUAAUUAUUCGAAUCACUGCUGAACAUGGUAGAUACAUUGCAAGAAGUUACAGUCCUCGGCAGCUUACUACGGCUGCAGAUGGUGUUCCCUUGUUUGAGAUUUUUCUUAGAGUGAAUAAAAAGGGCGAAUACAAACAGCAGGCUGUGUACUUGAAGCGGAAAGGAGUUUUCUCCGAUAGUUCAAAUGGUUCAUCUAAAGGAAUAGAUUCACCUAGUCUAUCGAAUCCCUUAGACCCCGUUGAAGAAAAGGAUGAUCUUUUCAUCGUAGGUGGCGAAGAAGCCGAAGAUGGUGACAUCAGGAAUGGAGACUCUGAUAUAGCUGUUGGAUUUCCCGUUUUUCAGGAUAUUUUGAGAGAUAUGAUUCCUGGUGUGAAGGUCAAGGUUUUGAAGCUGACUACCCCUGGAAAGAUGGACAAAGACAUGAUAUCUAAGGUGAUCGAGCAAAUAAUCGAGGAGGAAGAAGACGAAGAAGAGGAAGACGAGGAGGAUGGAGAAAGUGAGAAAGAUAGCGACUUUGAAGAGUUGGAAGUAGAAGCUAAGACGAAGGAUGGCCAACAAGAGAGAGAUGCUGAAUUGGAUGUUGAUGACGGUUUCCUUGAAAAUCAGGGACGAAACGAACUUGCUGUCAAAAUCAUUGUUAGCGGCUUAGUUCAGAAGCUUUCUAGUGGGUUUUCUUCUAAAAAUGUACUCCGAGUACCUGCGAAGUUAGAAAAGAAGGGGCGUUAUUCAUUUUCUUUCUCUAUUGAGAAUGAUGUGAACAAACAGGAAUCGAUCGAAAGGGAACUAAGUCCAAUGGAUAGGAAGCCCAAGCCUCGAGGUCAAAGUAGUAUUGACCAUGUUAUGCUCGAUUUAGCCAAAUUCGUCGGCAAAGAAAAGAUACCGUUGAAGGUACUUAAAGAUUUGAGUGAGUUAAUAAAGGUAUCCAUCAGCCAGGCACAGAACUAUCAACCUCUUUCUGGAUCGACGAGUUUCAAUCGCAUUGAAAUACCGACUUCUUCCGAUCCUCUAAAUGGACUGUACAUCGGCGCACAUGGAAUAUAUACAUCAGAAAUUAUUCAUCUACGACGCCAAUUUGGUCGAUGGCAAGAGGACGGAGGAGGGGAUAAGGAGCCUUCAAAGCUUGAGUUUUAUGAAUAUGUAGAAGCCUGGAAAGUUAUUGGGGAUCCAUAUGUACCAGCUGGAAAGGUGGCGUUUCGUGCAAAGGUUGGAAAAGGAUACCAGCUUCCUCAUAAAGGGAUCAUUCCCGAAGAAUUUGGAGUGAUUGCUAGAUAUAAAGGACAAGGAAGGCUAGCUGAGCCAGGCUUUCGCAAUCCUCGAUGGGUCGAUGGCGAACUUGUUAUUCUUGAUGGAAAGUACAUCAAAGGGGGACCUGUUGUUGGAUUUAUUUAUUGGGCACCUGAAUUUCAUUUCCUGGUGUUUUUCAAUCGGCUGAGGCUACAAGAGUAGAUUUCAUUUUAUUUUAAACUGAAAUCUCAAGUUCGUCCAUUCAUUUGUGCUUCCAUCGAUUCUGUAAGGUUAUAGCAAUUUCAGAUGUUCUAAAGCCCUUGUUUAAAGAUAAGCAGUGUUGCAAGCAAAGCGAGCGAUUUUGUGUUUAUCCAACCUGAUCACCAAAGCUUGGUUCAUGCCAACGCUCGAGUCUCGUAAUCACUUCUCCUUCUCCGGGCAAUUCUUUCCAUGCUUGUACAUAUUAUUAAUCUGUUCUGUUGCUUAAUCAAUUCUUAACCAUCAAGUUUUGUGGUGAUAUAUAAAAACAAUGCUUGUGAUAUCAUUUGCUUUAGCUGUACUUAUUUACAGUUGUAGAUAUAGAUAUCAUUUUUAAGACAAGAUAUCCAGUUUGGAGUCUGGAACAAGAACACCAUUAGAUUCAUCUGUUCAUACCAUGACAACUGUUGUAUUAGUAUGAACACAAUGUUUACCCCUUUUGUAAUCUUCUCUCCUUGUUUAUAUUCAUCUUUGGUUUCUGCAGAGAUAUAUA